Molecule: messenger RNA, 1011 nt
Organism: Pipistrellus nathusii (Nathusius's pipistrelle)
Lineage: Eukaryota; Metazoa; Chordata; Mammalia; Chiroptera; Vespertilionidae
Source: the annotation of a GenBank genome assembly
AUGGCCGGGAGGAGGGACUCCUCCGUGUGGAAGUACUGCUGGGGAGUGUUGAUGGUUUUAUGCAGAAGUGCGAUCUCCAGAUCGAUAGUUUUAGAGCCCAUCUAUUGGAAUUCCUCGAACUCCAAAUUUCUACCUGGACAAGGACUGGUACUAUACCCACAGAUAGGAGACAAAUUGGAUAUUAUUUGCCCCAAAAUGGACUCUAAAACUAUUGGCCAGUAUGAAUAUUAUAAAGUUUAUAUGGUUGAUAAAGACCAAGCAGACAGAUGCACUAUUAAAAAGGAAAAUACCCCUCUUCUCAACUGUGCCAGACCAGACCAAGAUGUAAAAUUCACUAUCAAGUUUCAAGAAUUCAGCCCUAACCUUUGGGGUCUAGAAUUUCAGAAGAACAAAGAUUAUUACAUUAUAUCUACAUCAAAUGGGUCUUUGGAGGGCCUGGAUAACCAGGAGGGAGGGGUGUGCCAGACAAGAGCCAUGAAGAUCCUCAUGAAAGUUGGACAAGAUGCCAGUUCUGCUGGGUCAACCAGGCAUAAUGAUCCAACGAGACGCCCAGACCUAGAAGCUGGUACAAAUGGAAGAAGCUCAACAACAAGUCCCUUUGUCAAACCAAAUCCAGGUUCCAGCACCGACGGCAACAGCGCCGGGCAUUCGGGGAACAACCUCCUCGGUUCCGAAGUGGCCUUAUUCGCGGGGAUCGCGUCAGGAUGCAUCAUCUUCAUCGUCAUCAUCAUCACGCUGGUGGUGCUGCUGCUCAAGUACCGGCGGCGGCACCGCAAGCACUCGCCGCAGCACGCGGCCGCGCUGUCGCUCAGCACGCUGGCCACCCCGAAGCGCGGCGGCGGCGGCAACAACAACGGCUCGGAGCCCAGUGACAUUAUCAUCCCGCUGCGGACUGCGGACAGCGUCUUCUGCCCGCACUACGAGAAGGUCAGCGGGGACUACGGGCACCCCGUGUACAUCGUCCAGGAGAUGCCGCCCCAGAGCCCCGCGAACAUUUACUACAAGGUCUGA